UCGACUGCGCGUCUCGGUUCUUUUCGCUGGUGACAAUAAAAUCCUUUUCGAUAUCCUCGAUACGAAUAGGUUCCGAGUGUGCGUUUGGUGCGAAUAGCGAGUGCCUGGCCGUAGUGCAAUCUGUCGGUCAAAAUGUCGGUUCCACCGAUAGCCGCUGCGCAGCAGUAUGCUCCACCGAUGGUGUCCCACUUCAACAUACCACCGCCGGGUUUUGCGACCGGUGCUGCCGCGUCGGGUGCACCAGGACCGGGCGCUUCGGCGGCGGUAGCAGCAGCGGUCGCACUAGCGGCCGCCAACGGGGCGGUGCUGGAUCCAAACGCGGUCGCAGCGGCACCCGUCGGUCCGGGAAUCGCGCAACCGACGGGGAUUGUUAGUGAGUGGUCCGAGCACAAGACACCGGAAGGGCGCACGUACUUUUACAACAGUAUCACCAAGCAAAGCUCAUGGGAAAAGCCGGAGGAGCUUAAAACACCCGCCGAAAAGCAACUGAGUCAGUGCCCCUGGAAGGAGUACCGUUCGGAUGCGGGAAAGCUGUACUACCACAAUACCAACACGAAGGAAUCGCAGUGGGUUGCGCCACCGGAAUUUCUGGAGCUAAAAGAGAAAGUUGCCGCGGAACAGGCGGCCGCCGAGGCUGCAAAAGCUGCUGCCCUUAAAACAUCUGCCAUGGCCAGCAGUAUGCUAAUGCAGUCGGUUGUGCUGCCAGUGAUGUCGCCGGCUAUUGCCGGUACAACGGCAAAUACUGCCUCCGGUGGAUCCGUCUCCGGGGACGUUUCCACACUUGCGGGGGUAACACCCGGAUCGGCGGAGAAUUCAUCUUCCGCCCUCGACCAAGCGAUGGCCGCGACACUGGCAGCGAUCGAGGUUCCCGACGAUCCGAUCGACAAGAAGGACGACGAAUCACAGCCGGGCCCAACCGAGGAGGAACCAGUGAUGGAAUUCAAGGAUAAAAAGGAGGCCAUUGAGGCGUUCAAGGAGUUUCUGAAAGAGCGCAACAUUCCCUCGAGCUCGUCCUGGGAGCAGUGCGUGAAGAUCAUUCAGAAGGAUCCGAAAUUUAGUGUGUUCAAAAAGUUGAGCGAGAAAAAGCAGGCAUUCAACGCUUACAAAACACAAAAAAUUAAAGACGAACGCGAAGAACAGCGGCUGAAGGCGAAGCGGUCGAAGGAGGAGCUAGAAAAGUUUCUCAUGUCGUCGGAUAAAAUGAACUCCACGCUCAAGUUCUACCGGUGCGACGAACUGUUUGCCAAUUUGGACGUGUGGAAGUCGGUUCCGGAGCAGGAUCGAAGGGACAUCUACGAAGAUUGCAUUUUCAACCUGUCCAAACGGGAAAAGGAAGAGGCAAGAGUGAUGAAGAAACGGAACAUGCGUGUCCUGGGCGAACUACUCGAAGCGAUGACGACCGUUAGCUAUCAGACGACGUGGUCCGAGGCGCAGGUAAUGCUGCUGGACAAUGCUUCCUUCAAGAACGACGUCAACCUGCUCGGCAUGGACAAGGAGGAUGCACUGAUCGUGUUCGAAGAGCACAUUCGAGGGUUGGAGCGAGAGGAGGACGAGGAGAAGGAGCGCGAAAAGAAGCGCAUGAAGCGACAGCAACGGAAAAAUCGCGACCAGUUUCUUGCCCUGCUCGACACACUACACGAGGAGGGUAAACUUACCUCGAUGUCUCUCUGGGUCGAACUGUACCCGCUCAUAUCGGCCGAUCUGCGCUUUUCCGCCAUGCUCGGUCAGCCCGGUUCAACACCGCUCGAUCUGUUCAAAUUUUACGUGGAAAAUUUGAAAGCACGGUUCCACGACGAGAAGAAGAUCAUCAAGGAAAUUCUGCGCGAAAAGGAGUUUGUUGUCGUGCGCACGACAACGUUCGAAGACUUUGCGACAGUCGUGUGCGAGGAUAAGCGAUCGGCCACACUCGAUGCGGGGAACGUCAAGCUGACGUACAAUUCGCUGCUGGAGAGAGCGGUCGCGGCGGAGAAGGAACGGUUGAAGGAGGAAACGCGUCGCAUCCGGAAGAUGGAAAAUGAGCUCAAGGGUCUGUGGAUCGAUGCCGGUCUGUCGGCGAUGGACAGCUGGGAGACGGCACAGAAGAUUGUGAUCGACCACGAGGUGUACGAUCUGUACGAGAAGGAGGACAAGGUGGAGCGAUUGUGGGAAGAUUUUGUCAAGGAAACGGAAGACUCCUGCAGCCACCACCAUUCGCGGUCGAAAAAGUCGAAAAAAGCGCGAAAGCACAAGAAAAAGUCUCGCUCAUCUUCGAAAUCGCUUUCUGAACCAUCGGACAUAGAGUACGAAAAACCUGCAUCUACUAAGAAGAAACGUAAAUCACGCUCUCGUACCCCGCUAUCCGCGAGUGAGCUGUCCGAAAGCGAGCACGAGCCGGCACACCAUGACCACGAUCAGCAAGUACUUUUGCACGAUCAGCACCACAGCGUCGAGCGGCAGGAAAGGAAGCGCAAGAAGAAGAAAAAACACCACCGCAGCAGACCAUCGCGGUCACCCUCGUACGACGAGAUGUUGGUGAUGGAGAAAAACGGUGCUUCCCGGUCACGAACCCCCUCGCCAGAGAUCGAAAAGAAGAAGAAAAAGAAAGAUAAGAAGAAGAAAGACAAACGAAGGUCAUCGCGAUCGGUCAGUCGGGCCAGCAGUGGUGGCGGACGAAUUCGAAGCCCACCGGAGGACGAUGGACCGCGCAGCGUCGAGGGUAGCCGGUCAUCGAAGAUGGCAGACGAUGCGGCGCUCAGCGAGUCGGAGCUGGAAUCGCAGCGAGCGGCUCUGCUAGCGCAGCUGAACGAGCAGAUGGAUGAGUAGUAUAAGGCCGUGGAGAGGAAGGGCAAAAGGCGGGGAAAACCAUAAGGAAGGGACGGGUUUGAUUUGAAGUUCGGCGGGAGACGCGUCGAACAGGAAGCCACAAACUACUGAAAACAAAAAAAAUGUGGCUUAGUGCGAUUUAGCGGAGUGUGAAUAAUUAAUUGAAAUCUAGAAUAGAGAGAGUUUCGCGCUAUCUCUUAAUAAGUAAGUAAACAAUUGCAGUAAACGAAACGUAAGCAACCGCGUACCCGCGCCCAUAAGUCCCUCAAAUCUGUUUCUUUUUUGUCCCUCGCGGAGUGUGUAUAUUAUAUGCAAACGUUGUCUAUAAAAUCCUACACAUACAUACGUCUCCUA
Messenger RNA from Anopheles coustani, 3156 nucleotides. RefSeq names its product pre-mRNA-processing factor 40 homolog A (gene Prp40). The record is from RefSeq and is a predicted model, not a curated record. Bases 133 to 2802 code for a protein of 889 amino acids. Gene Ontology annotation, biological process: mRNA cis splicing, via spliceosome. Gene Ontology annotation, molecular function: protein binding; RNA binding. The transcript is spliced from 3 exons. Gene Ontology annotation, cellular component: U1 snRNP; U2-type prespliceosome. Lineage: Eukaryota; Metazoa; Arthropoda; Insecta; Diptera; Culicidae.